Molecule: messenger RNA, 626 nt
Organism: Effrenium voratum
Lineage: Eukaryota; Dinophyceae; Suessiales; Symbiodiniaceae
Source: the annotation of a GenBank genome assembly
GAAGCUGUGCCCCAUCGCUUGGAAGCGCGCCCGGCGGCGGAGGCGCUCCGCGGGGCCUUGCAGCGACGGGGAUUGAGCUUGGUAAAGGUCCUGGCAGAACUCGAUCCGGAGAUGCAAGGCAAGGUGUCCUUCGAAGGCUUCCGGGUGGCGUGCCAGCGCUACCGUCUCGCCUUGAAGGAGAGGAAGACUGGGCGCGCCUGGCCGCAGCGCUGCAGCCGGACCGGCACCACUUCUUCUCCGCCGAUGCGCUGCAGCGGCUUCUGGCCAAGGCGCCGCAGGGCUGCGCCGAGGUGCCUAAGGUUGGCUUGGCUGCGGCGCAGGGAAACGGCCAGGCCUUGGAGCCUUUGCCCCGGCGCCGCAGCGCAAGUCUGGCGAAGGAAAGGCGGCUGGACGGGGCGGUGGAGGCCAAGAGUCGAAAGCAGGUGGACCAGCUUCAGACAGCACUCUUCCGAUCUGAAGAGGAGCGCGCGCGGCUCCAGCGGGAACUGGAUGCGCUACGGCAGGAGGAGGCAGCCCGAAGCGAAGAGUUCCAGAAGCCCAGGCCGCUCAAUGUGCUGCUAGCUGCCGGCGAGCAGGCACCACCCUUGGUGAAGGAGCUGAGGCUGGAGGUCCAGGGCACCCGCGAG